This is a messenger RNA of Acanthopagrus latus (yellowfin seabream), 1550 nucleotides long. It is a transcript of the gene nthl1, whose product is annotated as nth-like DNA glycosylase 1. Gene Ontology annotation, molecular function: DNA-(apurinic or apyrimidinic site) endonuclease activity; DNA binding; oxidized pyrimidine nucleobase lesion DNA N-glycosylase activity. The record is from RefSeq and is a predicted model, not a curated record. Gene Ontology annotation, cellular component: nucleus. The coding region runs from base 31 to 1302 and encodes 423 amino acids. Gene Ontology annotation, biological process: base-excision repair, AP site formation; nucleotide-excision repair; base-excision repair. The transcript is spliced from 6 exons. NCBI's taxonomy places the organism in Eukaryota, Metazoa, Chordata, Actinopteri, Spariformes, Sparidae.
GAAUGAGAAACCAACUUCAGCUUCAUCUAAAUGUUUUACGCAAGCAGCAGCACGAGGGUCUGUUAUGUAGCCCAUUGUUUCACAAUGACUUCUCCUUAUUUCACGCAGAGGACUGUUAUCACUCGGAGUGGGAACCAAAAUGCCGGCUGCACUCCUUUGGCCUCCCUCGGGUCCAAACUUACCGACAGACGGCCGAAUGUGGGACGGGUCUCCUCUGCGGCGGUGAAAGAGGAGGAGGAGGAGGCGAAGGUCUCCGAGCCAAGACCCUCCUCGGUCAACUUAUCAGAGGGUGGUUGCCCUGAACCCCUCCGCCACAGCACAGCUCAUCCAAAAACAGAAACAGACACUGUACCGCUGUCUUCGCACGGCCGCAGGAGGAGACAGCUGAAGGUGGAAUAUGAUGAGACUGACGGUGUUACACCGGUGAAGACAGAGCACUGGGAACCUCCUGACUGGAAGAAACAAUUAGGGUACAUCCGUGAGAUGAGAAGUGGCCGUGAUGCACCUGUAGACAACAUGGGAGCGGAGAAAUGCUACGACACCGGGGCCCCUGCACAUGUGAGACGUUUCCAGGUGUUGGUCUCACUCAUGCUGUCUAGUCAAACCAAGGACCAGGUGACAGCAGCCGCUAUGCAAAAGCUCCGAGCUCACGGAUGCACUGUAGAGAAUAUACUCGCUACUGAUGAUGACACACUGGGAAAGCUCAUCCACCCUGUCGGCUUCUGGAGGACUAAGGUGAAGUAUCUGAAGCUGACAUCGGCCAUGCUGCAGAAGGAGUUUGGCGGGGACAUCCCAGACAGCGUGGAGGGGCUGGUCAGCCUGCCUGGAGUCGGACCUAAGAUGGCUCACCUGGCAAUGGACAUCGCCUGGGACCAGGUGUCUGGCAUUGGCGUGGACACACAUGUGCAUCGUAUCUCCAAUAGGCUGGGCUGGCUCAAGAAACCAACAAAGAACCCAGAGGAGACACGUAAAGCCCUGGAGCAAUGGUUACCCAGGGAGCUGUGGAGUGAGAUCAACUGGCUGCUCGUGGGUUUCGGACAGCAGGUUUGCCUCCCCAUCAACCCACUUUGCUCUGUGUGUCUGAACCAGCACAGCUGUCCCUCUGCCCACAAGAACUCUCCUGCAAAGAGGCCUAAAGCUGGAUCUCCACGAUCUCCAAGUCCAACGUCUCCUUUUAAAACAAAAACUGAACCUGAGCAGGAUUCCACUGUUUACAACAGGAGGACAAAGAAGGAGCCACUGUCCACACCUAUUUCCCCCACCAUCCAGAGGAGGAGGCAGAAAAGUAAAGUUAAUCAUUGAUUUAGUUGUCACAUCAGUUUUGUCAGAGCUGUGACCAAAUGUUGGAAAAGACUCAAACAUACAAACGCACACACACUUAAAACAUGCAUCCAAGUUAGACAUUAAUGUGAAUAUGUAGUUCAGGAUAUCUGUAUAUUGAUUGUUGAGUUUCAUUUGACACUAUAAGUACACCUUUUACACUUUAUAUAAGAUGAAAUAUUUUUAUACCCUGUAAAUUCUUUAUUACCAAAUAAAAGGAAUGUCUGAGA